Molecule: messenger RNA, 2494 nt
Organism: Eurytemora carolleeae
Lineage: Eukaryota; Metazoa; Arthropoda; Copepoda; Calanoida; Temoridae
Product: achaete-scute homolog 2
Exons: 1
Coding region: 358-1107 (249 amino acids)
Biological process (GO): developmental process; regulation of transcription by RNA polymerase II
Molecular function (GO): DNA-binding transcription factor activity, RNA polymerase II-specific; RNA polymerase II transcription regulatory region sequence-specific DNA binding; protein dimerization activity
Source: RefSeq, a predicted model, not a curated record
UAUAGGCAGCUGAUAGAUAGAUAGAGUUUGUGCGCAGGUUAUAUAUGUUAGCGGAGGAACACGCGCCAUACCACUGUUAGUAAUCCACGCGCCGGGGUUUCUAUCUAUCUAUCUAACUAUGAAUCUAUCUGGUCCCCGCGGAAACCUAACAGUGGCUUGCCCAGGUGCAGAGAUCCAAGUAUCAGUAGCAGUUCGACUGUCGUAGGGUUAGCUCCUCUUCUCUACAGUGGUAACCGGUAGCUCAUCACAUCAAGUUAAGGAUAUGUAACUUUGAACAAUUUUUUUCCGUGUUUGGAAAUUAUUUUAGUAAAAACAUUGACAUUGAUUCACAUUCUGCCGCAUUUGUGAUCGUGAAAAAUGGUGGCAAAGCGGAAAAUAGCUUUUCAUCCGGAGAAAGGAUAUCCUAUCGAACCAUCAACUCCUCCUAAAACCGUCCGAAGGAACGCCCGAGAACGAAAUCGAGUUCGACAGAUAGAUCAAGGGUUUGAGAAGCUUAAGUCGAAUAUCCCAGUCGCUGCAAAUCAGAAGAAGAUAAGUCGAGUAAAGAUUCUGUCGUCUGCAGUUGAUUAUAUUCAGCAGCUCCACAAUAUACUAAAUGAGCAUGAGUCUGUUUGCCGAGCUGGAGGGGGUGUAGGAGGACUAGGUGGACUAGGACAACAGGUUAAACAAGAACCUCCACAAACUCAACUGAGUAGAUCAUUAACUCCUCCUAAACUAUUACAAGGAGGGGGCAUGAACCCCUUGACCCCCUACCAAGGGUACAUGCACUACCCUAUGCAGCAGAGCCCCAUGAACGUGAACUCCCCUGUCUCCCCCUACAAUAGUUUUGAGACGGGUAGUAUGAGUAGUGGAUACUAUUCACAACAUUCUCCUAGUAUACGCUCUUCAUACAGAGACUUCUAUUCUCCCAGGAUAUCCCCAGGAUACAAGGAGACACAUGCACAUUCUCCUGCUUACUCCGAACCCUCUCCCCAGCAGUAUACUCCUCACCUUCCUCCCCAGGUUGCUCCUCCUCCACCCCUGACACAGGAUCCGACCCCUUCCAGUACCUUUCAGGAGGAUGACGAGGAUAUACUAAACUCUAUCAUACAGUGGGAGAAAUAUUAGAUCAAAUAUUGGCUGCAAGAAACAAAAUUCAGAAGUUCCAUAGAUCUAAGAGAACUUGGACAUCCAGGAGUUCCAUGGAUCUAGGAGAACUAGGACAUUCAGGAGUUCCAUGAAUCUAGAAGAACUAGGAAAUCCAGGGGUUCCACAGAUCUAGGAGAUACAGGAGUUCCAAGGGUCUAGGAGAACUAGGACAUCCAGAAGUUCCAUGGAUCUAGGAGAACUAGGACAUCCAUGAGUUCCAUAGGUCUAUGAGUUAUAGAAAUUGGGAAUAUGUAAGAAGAAUAUAAACAAAUUUGAAAAUUCCGCAAAUUUGCAAAUAAUCUGCAAUUAUUGCAGUUGCUUAUUUCACACAUCCUCAGAAGUAUAGAAGAUUAGAGUAGAAAGAGGAAUAGUUUGGAUUUGAAAAAUUCGUCUGCUAGAGUUAAAAUCUCUAUAGCGGGGGGGAUAUAUGUGUGUAAAUACACACAAAAGAUAUGAGAAGCUAGAAUCGAUUGAAACCCGGCUAAAUUCUCUGAGAAAGGUUACUGAACGAUGGAGAGGAUAGAUGGAUAGAGAGUGAGCUCAACGAUGAAUAGAAAAGUAUAAAAGGUUCAAUACUGAGCCUGGAUCAAUACAUUGGUGCAGUGGAGACCUCUACGCAAGAUUACAACCGAGAUGAGACAAUCUACGAUAGAAACGAACCAGAACCGGAAAUCAAUAUUCGGAAAGAGAAGAACCCUUAGAGCAGCUAUUUUUAUACCAGUUAUAAUUUUAUGUACAAAUAAGAGCGGCCAUAUUAUAGUAUAAUUUUGCUUUGAAUUUUGGUAGAUUUUCCAUAUUCCUCUAAUAUUUUGGUCCCCCACACACUUUGGCUUUGUAUUCGAACAAAAAAGGCCUCAAAUUGAUUUUUUUCUCAGAUAAAUGUAGCAAUAUUUAAUCCCUGCUUUGUGAUACAAUUUGGAAUUAUUUUUGAUGAAUUUUGAUCAUGAUUAGGUAGUUUUUCACCCUAUCCUUCAUGAAUUAAGCCUGAUUAGCGUCGUAAAAUGAUUGAAAGAUGUGAUUAAUGAUAAAAUCAAUCCGUUACAAAAAUGACAAGUUGUUUUCAACCUAUCCUACACUACCUACUAAAGGUUGGAUAAUAUAAUUGUAAAAAUAUUUUUAUUGUUCCACACGCUUCUUUGGGGCAUUUUUCACUCAACAAUUUUUAAAAAGUCUGAAAACUUUUGAUCUCUCUCCCAGUGCCUUAAAUAAAUCAAGAAAGACGAAACAGGUCUCAUUUGCAUUUAUAUACCUCCAGUUAGUAAACUUUGAGCCCUGUUGUAGCGGUGGGCUAGUUUUUAAACUUUCCAGUGUAGAAUUUAUACGGGCUGUGAUAACCGUUUUUGUAAAUUCCCGUUGAUUGAAUAAA